AUGAAUUCUUUUUCUGACACAGGAGAGAAUCCAAUUUUUGCUUACAUUUCCAAAGCCAAAAUAUCGUACCAGCGAUACUUGGAUCACAUAACACCAUAUUCCACAUAUAGAUGGUUGGCAUCUGCUGGUUUGAUAUUGGUAUUUUUGAUCAGGGUUUUGUAUUGCUCUGGAUGGUACAUUAUAUGCUAUGCUCUUGGAAUAUAUUUGCUAAGUUUAUUUUUGCAGUUUUUGCAACCCAAGUUUGAUCCAUCACUUGAACAAGAACUCCGUGACGAAUCAAUUGAAGAGGCCAUUUCACCUGAAGAGGAACAAGCCAACCAAAGAAUCAAUUCCAACGACGAUGAGUUCAAACCCUUCAUAAGAAGACUACCUGAAUUUAAAUUCUGGCUAAGUGCAACGAAAGCCACUCUCAUUUCUUUAGUUUUAUCCUGUUUUGAAAUCUUUGAUAUCCCCGUUUUUUGGCCAAUAUUACUUUUAUAUUUUAUUUCGUUAUUUGCUUUCACAAUGAAAAAACAAAUUCAACACAUGAUUAAAUACAGAUAUGUUCCUUAUGAUAUUGGUAAGACUAAAUAUGGUUCAAAGUAA
Molecule: messenger RNA, 585 nt
Organism: Ascoidea rubescens DSM 1968
Lineage: Eukaryota; Fungi; Ascomycota; Saccharomycetes; Ascoideales; Ascoideaceae
Gene: RER1
Product: protein retrieval receptor
Exons: 1
Coding region: 1-585 (194 amino acids)
Biological process (GO): retrograde vesicle-mediated transport, Golgi to endoplasmic reticulum; protein retention in ER lumen
Cellular component (GO): Golgi membrane
Source: RefSeq, a predicted model, not a curated record